AUGGAUAGGCCGCCCGAAUUCUUCGGUGAAAACAUACAGGACGACGAAGACGACAAAUACGAUCUAUUUUCCAGUCAGCGUAUGCAGGAUCGAGAUUAUGCCUACCAAGAUACAUCGCCUAGUGUUGACCCGGACGAUCCCUCUAUUGACGCACUACCCUUAAAGUCUCGUUCGCCAGACCCUUUCCCGAUGGACUCAACGCGCACCCAUACCCCGAGGAGGCUUCCGAGUAGCCGUGCCAGAAACAAAACAUCACAAUCCAACCUGGCCGAAACCGAAUCCUCGGGAGUAACCAAUACAUCGUCGAAAACGUCGGGAACUCGUUCAUCCAAGAAAACCCUCACUCCCGAAAAGGCGUCGAGCUCAUCGGGGGAAAAUUCGUCUAUAACCAACGGUUUUCCACCGCCUAAAUCUUCGCCCGCCAACAAGAAGAGACAACGAAAACAGCACAUUAACGAAUAUUUAACCCAGGGCCUUGAGACGGUCAAGCGACACAGAUUCCUGGAGAGGAAUCGGGUUGCGGCGACCAAAUGUCGCCAAAAGAAAAAGGAAUGGGUGUCAGAUUUGGAAGAGGCGAGAUUUGGGUUGGAAAGCCAAAACAACCAUCUUCAGAUGGAAUAUACCAGCUUGAGAGACGAAAUUACCCAUAUUAAAUCGCAACUUAUGGAGCAUGCCAGCUGUAACGACCCCAAUAUCGACAAAUGGAUCGAAAAUGAGGCAAAGAAAUUUGUUCUGGGGACGAGUGAGCGGUACGACCGGAUGCUGGCUGAUUUGGGUACUACACCCGGAUUGGCCGGUCAUCGAGGAAGCAUAUCUUCCCCUACUGGAUACCCAGAUAUUCCAGAGCCGGAGCUUAUUAGUCCAGUAACAUCGUCCCAUCGUGGCAGUGUAUCUUUUCCUCCCGGAAAUUUCAUGCCAAACUCGCCAGUCUUUUAUCGUCCGGAUCUAACACCGAAUAUUCCACAAGUUACGCCAUCGAUCCCGGUCGAAGAGCCAUACCCAGGGAAUCAAAUACCCAACUCAAUACCGGAAAAUGUAUCCGGAUUUAAUAGCGUACCAAUGGCGAAUGACGUGUUCCAAGAUCCGACGGUCCCCGAAGGCUAA
Molecule: messenger RNA, 1104 nt
Organism: Hypoxylon trugodes
Lineage: Eukaryota; Fungi; Ascomycota; Sordariomycetes; Xylariales; Hypoxylaceae
Exons: 1
Coding region: 1-1104 (367 amino acids)
Biological process (GO): regulation of transcription by RNA polymerase II
Molecular function (GO): RNA polymerase II cis-regulatory region sequence-specific DNA binding; DNA-binding transcription factor activity, RNA polymerase II-specific
Source: RefSeq, a predicted model, not a curated record